AUGGACAAAUUUUCGACACUAGAACCUGUCCGUUUGUACGCUACGUCUGGGUCCGCUGACGCUGCGGUUGGAACUAGAUUAUACCAGAGAAAUAGUCAACGUUUGCCUAAGCAACCUGAUCGUGCCGUAUUUCAACUUAUUGGUCACCUUCCUGUGGAUGUUCACAUUCUUAUCCUUACCCAUCUUGCCAUAUGUGACCUGCCCGCUUACGCUCUUACCUGCAGAGCCUUGGCUACGCUGGUCAAUGAUGCCCGCGUGUGGGAGGCACGCUGGAAUGCGUUUCGCAUCGAGGAGCACAACCUCGAAGACGUCCUGAGCUCUAUCGAGGAGAAGAUGAAGGCUCAAAAUGCAGCUUUGCAGGGACAAGCACCUCCCACCCUAGCCGUUGAUAUUGUCGAUGACGAUUUUGGCGAGUUUGCGGAUGUUGGCGCACAGCCGGGGGAAUUGGGUGAUUUCGUUGGUGUGUUCGAAGGCACAUCCAUAACAAGCCCUCGCUCUCCUGUUUAUACUGCGGUAUCGCUCAAUGCCUCACAUCGGACUCCCUAUAUUCGCGCACAUCGUUUACUGAAGUCAUUUGUACCCGCGCUUUCUGUGGCACCUCAUGCUGUGCUCUCAGCACUCUUCCCCGUUCCUAGUCCCCCACUACGGCAGCAAGCUCACAUUCUACGCCUACUUUCGAUUUUCCUCUCUCCCCGCGUGAAACCUCUGCGAAAAUGGGAAACUCUCAGUGCUUCUUUAAAAGCGGCAAUUGACCGUUUCGAAGAUGGGCUCCUCACUGCAUUCGAUAUCGCGGACAGUCAAGGGAACGAAUCUGAUAUGAAGGAGGCCGCAGAGGCCAGUUGGGAUGUAUGGGACAGACUUAAAGGAGACACCUGGGAAUUGGGACGUUUGUGGGCGGAAAAGAGAGAGAUCUUUUAUGAGCAGAGUAAAUGGAAACCUCUUGAUAACUUUACGGCUGAUGGGAGACUGUUUUUCGACGCCAUGGACAGCUUUAUGAGCGGGGUCAUUGAUGCUCUUAGAGAGCAUGGCCCACGAGCAAUUCGAGUUUUUCCUCCAAAGACCAACGUCCUCCUGACAUUCGCUGACCGUCUAGCAACCGACGUGGUAGGAGAGUAUAUCUCACCUCUACUCACUCGUGCAAGAGAAAUCGGGAAUGAAAUAUUCUUGAAAGCGACUGCCGCCAGCUUCAAUGAGGCUUGGCGAAUGGUCAAUACUGUAGUACAGAUUGCUCAUAGCCGAAGUGAUUCGAACAUAUCAAGAGCGCAAGCAGAGGAUGUUCUAUAUCGAAUGUUCGAACCUAAUAUGGACGAGUAUUUGGAUGAGGAAGUGGAAUUCGUGAAAUUGCGCUUUGAGACGAUCUGUCAGCGCUGGGAAAGUCAGUUAUCGCGGCGGACUUCCACUGGUACCGCAGCGCCAGACCAUGUCCGAUUCCUGGGAUCACAAAAUCCGGCCCAGGUCAAACGCACCGUACUGGCAUCUUUUGCUGACGUUCUACUGUUACCAGUAGCAAUUGUACCUCGGACUUUCGGGAAAGCAGUAGGUGCUGCGUUCACCACUGGUAGUACAGCAGCUGUGCAAGGCAUUUCAAUGUUGAAUCCCCAACGAUGGGGAGGUAAUGGCAUGAACGGGAUAUCGCACUCAUCGCGAGGGUUCGGCCGGUUAGGCGUUCAAGCUGAAGAUGAAAACGAGAAAAGUUGGUACAGCCAAAAAUUCUCCAAGGGUGGCGACGAAACCAUUUUCGAGAUCGGGGAUCUUGAAGCUGACUCGGAGGAUGGCGAAAAGAAUACGCCUUCGGAGCGAUCAUUCGUUCCAUCCACGGUGUCUUCGCCUGCACCUGGAGAUGCGCCCGUGGUGGAUACGCUACCAGCAUCGAACGCUCUGACUACAUCGCCGGAAUACCAACAGCUUGAUCUCUUGUUAUCACUGGACGUGGCUCUUGAGUUAAUUCACGCAGACCGAGAAUCACUUAAACGGGCAGAGACAUUUUCAGAUUAUCCAGGACAGUAUGGGCAUCGUGUACGCGACACGAUCGAGGAGAUUUUUGUGCUCCUCCUACAGACAUUAACUGAUAGACACAUUAGAUCAGGAUUCGAAAGCGCUACACAGCGGAUGAAAUCGUACCGGCCGGCUGAACAUGAGGAGUCUCGCAGCGUGGCGCCCCUACUACAGUUCUUCGAGCUCGUUCAUAUAGGAGAUACCAUUCAGUCCAUGGUUCAGGUUUAUUUCGACAAGGAGCUGGCCCCCCAUAUUGAUCGCACCGAUUUUCUCAACUCGGUCGUCAGGGAGAAAAAGCGCUUCGAAGAUGCCUUGGAUGACUGUGUCGCUGCUGGCCUCAACGCUGGAACGGAUGCGUUAAUGAAUCAAAUAGAGCAUAUUAUUGUAAAAUUGACCAAACUGCGCGAAUAUUAUCCGCCUGAAGAUGCUCCUAUGGAACUCGGUCCUACACAAGGCUGUAUGGAAGUCAUUCAAUGUUUGAAGAUGCAUUGUCAGCUUCUGAAGGGCAGUACGAGCAAGGAAGUUCUUGAAGUCUUCUAUCAAGAGAUUGGAAUUCGUCUUAUAGCCAUCUUGCAGAAACACCUGAAGAGACAGAUUAUUUCACUCAAUGGAGGGUUUCAGGUUAUCGCAGACCUGAACGCAUAUCACUCAUUUAUAUCGACGUUGAAAGUCAGCAACAUUACAGCCGAAUUUUCGUACCUCAAGAUGCUGGGUCAUGUAUUUAUUGUGGAGGAUGCUAAAGAUCUCGCACAGAUUGUGCGGGAUGUUACGCGGUACGGUGGGGCGUACAGGCCGGAGGAUGUCUACGAGUUCAUACAGAGGAGAGCAGAUUGGAAGAAGAUAGAGAAAACUGUUGAUAAGACUAUGUAUAAUUUGAGUUUCAAGGACGAUUGCACAGUUUGUUAA
Molecule: messenger RNA, 2901 nt
Organism: Fibroporia radiculosa
Lineage: Eukaryota; Fungi; Basidiomycota; Agaricomycetes; Polyporales; Fibroporiaceae
Exons: 12
Coding region: 1-2901 (966 amino acids)
Biological process (GO): exocytosis; Golgi to plasma membrane transport
Cellular component (GO): exocyst; cytoplasm
Molecular function (GO): protein binding
Source: RefSeq, a predicted model, not a curated record